This is a messenger RNA of Zingiber officinale, 609 nucleotides long. RefSeq lists its product as uncharacterized. The transcript is spliced from 2 exons. The coding region runs from base 1 to 609 and encodes 202 amino acids. Lineage: Eukaryota; Viridiplantae; Streptophyta; Magnoliopsida; Zingiberales; Zingiberaceae. The record is from RefSeq and is a predicted model, not a curated record. Gene Ontology annotation, biological process: DNA integration. Gene Ontology annotation, molecular function: nucleic acid binding.
AUGGGCAAGACAGUUUUGGCAUCACUCUUAGCACAACCUUACCUUCAAGAAACAAUCAAGUUGAAGCAGAAGCAAGACUCGGUGUUGGCAAGACUUACAGAGCAUAUCAAAAAGGGAAAAGCACUUGAUCUUCAAAUAAAUGAUAACGGGAUCCUAUGGGUGAAAGGAAGGUUGUGGGUGCCUGACAUUGAUAAUCUUCGACAAGAAGUAAUGUGUGAGGCCCAUAAAUCAAAAUUCUCGGUCCACCCUGGCAGUACAAAGAUGUAUAUGGAUUUGAAGAAGAACUUCUGGUGGAGCGGAAUGAAGAAAGAUGUCAGGGAAUUUGUCUCUAGGUGCCUAGUCACUCUCAUCAUGGCUUAUCAUCCUCAGAGCGAUGGCCAAACUAAGAGGACAAUACAAACACUUGAAGACAUGCUAAGAGCAUGUGCUUUGGAGUUCAACAGUAAUUGGAGUGAGCACCUGCCCUUAAUCGAGUUUGCCUAUAAUAACAGUUAUCAUAACAACAUUGGAAUGGUCCCAUACGAGGCUCUAUAUGGGCGCAAGUGUUGGUCACCACUAUAUUGGGAUGAAGUAGGAGAGAAAGCUAUCACUGGACCUGAGCUUAUCUAA